Molecule: messenger RNA, 993 nt
Organism: Eutrema salsugineum
Lineage: Eukaryota; Viridiplantae; Streptophyta; Magnoliopsida; Brassicales; Brassicaceae
Exons: 5
Coding region: 161-835 (224 amino acids)
Biological process (GO): ubiquitin-dependent protein catabolic process via the multivesicular body sorting pathway
Cellular component (GO): ESCRT I complex
Molecular function (GO): ubiquitin binding
Source: RefSeq, a predicted model, not a curated record
GUCGUUUUCCCAAAAAUAAAACUGACUAGUAAAAGCUGGGUUAGGAGGAUACACGUAUCCUCAUACCCAAACAGAUCUCAUCGCCUUCGAGAUUUCUUCGUCGCUGAUUUUCAAUUCCUCUCCUCUUUUCUGCAAAAUUCUUAUACUCGAGAAAAAAAAAAUGGAUUACGACUUCAGGAACAAGUCAGGACCUCCCUACGCUCGUCCCAUGUACGGAACCGCCUCGGCUUCUCCUUCGCCACCAUCUAGCCACUCGAUGUACGGACCUCCGGGAUACCCGAAGAUCGGCCAACAGAGCGGCCACGGCCAACUUUUUUUCCCUCCGCCGGAGAGAAACUCUUCCUUUCAACAUAACUCUUCUCCGUUCCCUUCUUCUUCUUCAUCUGGAUUAGGAAUCAAAGUGACUAUGAAACCAGAGUAUCGGAUUACUCCUCCGCCUCAGUUGUUGCCUCGAGUCGCAGAUAUUCCUCGGAGCAGUUUUCAGUUCGAUUUCAGUCUAGAGAAGAAAGUCCUUGCGGAGGCAGAGAAAGAAAAUCCAGACUGGAGCAAAUUCGGAACCGAGAAUCCUCCGCAGGCUAAAUUCCCAGAACCGGCACCUUCUAUGGGUGUAGAUCCUAUUGUGAUGAAAUAUGCUGGGUCUGGACUAAACAGAGAAGCUGUCAACAUCGCAGUUGCAAACUAUGGUGAUAAUCCCACAAAGGUUCAGGAAUUUGCAAAUGGGUUCUCGGCGAUACGGGAGAUGGGAUUUCCGACAAACGCUGUUGCAGACGCUCUCUUCAUGUUUGAGAACGACACCGAGAAAGCUUUGGCGCAUUUGCUCCAUGGUUCUUCUUGAUUUGGUGGCUUUCAAAUAUAUGUUCUUAUAAGUAAACAUCAAACUUGAUGACAUAAAGAUUGAGAAAGUAUAGAUAUUGGGUUUUUACUUAUGUAAAUGAAUGAAUUUGUUUUGGGGGAGAAAACUAUUUCAGUGAAAAUUAUCUAUUUCACUGCUUC